This is a messenger RNA of Penicillium expansum, 285 nucleotides long. RefSeq lists its product as uncharacterized. The coding region runs from base 1 to 285 and encodes 94 amino acids. The record is from RefSeq and is a predicted model, not a curated record. NCBI's taxonomy places the organism in Eukaryota, Fungi, Ascomycota, Eurotiomycetes, Eurotiales, Aspergillaceae. The transcript has a single exon.
AUGACCAUCAGGUCCAAGGGACCAAAAGGCAGUAUUACGACGAAGAAUCUCGCUAUCGGGAGCCCUAUCAACCAUAUCAAUUGCAAUGCAUAUGAUCUGACUCAUGCGAUUAGACAGGUUUCCUACUGCCCGAGCGACUUCGCUGAUGCGCUUCUCUCCUCGACCGUCUGGAUCGCACCGUAUGAUAUGGACCUGGGCGUCCAAGUCGGUUUUGAAGGUGCGGCAUUCGUGCAGGAACUUGUCUUGCAAGGGUGGGAAUACUGGAGGCAUGAUGUUGGCGAGUAG